AUGGAAACAAAGAGAGUAACCUCUCAUGAAAAGGGCAAAUGUCCUGAGCACGCAUUAACAAAAAGAAGAGGAAAAGUUGAGGUCAAGUACAUAGAAGAUAAGAAUAAACGAAAUCAGACUCGCAGCACACGCAAGACUGGACUGUUUAAAAAGGCACUUGAGUAUGCUACCAUGACAGGAGACAGUACCAGACUGGAGAUAAGGGAUGAAUACUUUGACUCAUUUGAAGAAGGGCUGGUUUCAGACCAAUCAAACGCCGAUGUUGUCAUUACAGAGGUUAGUCGGAUUCCUCCUGUUCCGCAUUAUUUUCUGAAAUAUAUAUACACCUAUAUAAGUUAA
Messenger RNA from Mercenaria mercenaria, 339 nucleotides. RefSeq lists its product as uncharacterized. The coding region runs from base 1 to 339 and encodes 112 amino acids. Lineage: Eukaryota; Metazoa; Mollusca; Bivalvia; Venerida; Veneridae. The record is from RefSeq and is a predicted model, not a curated record. The transcript is spliced from 3 exons. Gene Ontology annotation, molecular function: protein dimerization activity; DNA binding.